Molecule: messenger RNA, 2815 nt
Organism: Amphibalanus amphitrite
Lineage: Eukaryota; Metazoa; Arthropoda; Thecostraca; Balanomorpha; Balanidae
Product: collagen alpha-1(XV) chain-like
Exons: 4
Coding region: 563-2404 (613 amino acids)
Source: RefSeq, a predicted model, not a curated record
GGCGGCCGCGGCUCUGUCGGGCCCACCGGGACCCGCCCGGGACGCCGGGGGACAGGAGGGACACGCAGGGACCCGCGCCGCCCGGCCGGCCAGUCGCGGGCCGGCGCUGUGCGUGUCAGGGUCAGCGGACGCCCGUGUCGCUGUGUUCUGUGACCUGGGUCAGUGGGUCCAGUGGCGCCGUGAGUGCUGACCGGGUCAGGUCAGACCCCCGCGGCUGGGACGGGUCGCUGAACGGACGGUGUGUAUUUGUGAGGGUUCUGUUGGCUGCCCGGGGCUCCAUCGCUGGACGGUUCGGCCUCAGGCGCCGAGUGGGGCCGCUGCAGUGAGUGGUGAGCUGAGCUGAGAGCGACAGCGCCAGAGGCAUUCUGACGGACACUGGACCUUUGACACUUUGAACACUUUGACCGUCUAUUGAGCGGACAUUUAACCCUGUGCUGGAGAGACAUCCGAAGGAGUGAGUCGGGAGGAUCUUCUGCAGCAGCAGCUGCCGGGACCGGAGGAGCUUCCGUAACAGCGGUAGCGCCUACCAUCGACCACGGCGCCGGUUACGGGAGAGGACGUCAUGGCUCCUCACUUUGAGGACGACCUGCUGCCUAUGGACGGCGAUGACUCCCUCACGUACGAGGAGAAGCGCCGGACGGUGAAGCUGCUGGAGCGUCUGACGGCCAAGGCGCGUCUGGAGCUGGUCAGGGAGGGCAACCUCAUCGAGGCGCCCGUCAUGCAGGCCUCGGCGGAAGGUGUUCUGAUCUCUGAGGUGCUCGGCAUCUUCCUGUUCCUGUUCCUGCUGCUCGGCAUGGUGGUGUUCUUCCACAAGGAGACCAACUGCGGCUCGGACGCGCGCCACAGACUCUGCGAGAAGGCCCGCCGGAUGCUGCGCGCGCUGCGGCGCCGGCUGUGCCGCUUCGACCGCGAGUGGAACUGCGAGGAGGAGGGGUCCAGCAGCGACACCUCGCAGGCGGGCGUGUACCGGGACAUAUCCAGCGCCAAUGACGUCACGGGUCCGGCCGGGAAGCCGGAGCCGGUGCUGUUCGACCACCGCGAGGCGCUCCUGGAGCUGUUCGCGGACCUGGAACUGCACCGGGAGGCCGUGAGGGACAGCAUCCGCGGCUACAGCGCCGCCCUCUCGCGGCUGAACGACCCCGGCUCCGGACACCAGCUGCGCGGCAUCCUGCGCCAGGGCGGCGCGCCGGGCCACGGGGGAAAGCACCGGCACCACCACCACCACCGGCACCACCGGCGCACCAGAGCCGACGGCACCACCGCCGAGACGGAGCUGACCGCGGACGCCGCCGGACCGGGGGGCGAGGGACACGGCACGGGACAGGAACACGCUACUGAGACGGCGCCCGCACCGGUCCCCCAGAUACAGGUGGUCAUGUGUGACGUCACGCAGGGGACGGCCGAUGACGUCACAAGCGGUACCGGCGAAUCUGAGGGCCCCAGGAGUGAGGCCACGGAGAAACCUGCCGAGGUGAGCCAGGACCAGCGGGCGGAGGACGACGCUGCCCCGGAGAUCACGGUCUGUGAAGUUUCUGAAGAGGCUCCCGACAAGAGCUCUGACGUCAUAUAUGGAGCCGACACGACUUCUGAUGUCACAGGUAAAGCCCAGCUGAGCUCUGACGUCACAAGCGGACCUGACUCGAGUAUUGGCGUCACAAGUGAACCAGAACCAGAGCUGCAGUCGCCAGCCGAGACCACCGAGUCCUCUUCUACGGAGAUCGUCGCCACCGCACCGGACAGUGACAUUACUGCCUCACCGCCGGCCAGUGACGUCACCACCGCGCCAGCCGGUGACGUCACGACUGUGCCAGACAGUGACGUCAGCGCCACACCAAACAGUGACGUCACGACUGCACCGGCCAGUGUCGUCACCACCGCGUCAGGCAGUGACGUCAUUGCCUCACCACCGGACAGUGACGCUGCCAGUGACGCCACCGCCGAGGCCGACCCCUGCCCGGCGACCGAGGCGGGCGCCGACAGUGGGAGGGGCUCCCCCGGGGAGGACCCUGCCGAGACGGGAGGAGCCGCCGGUCCCCAGCAGCAGGAGGACGCGGCUCCGCUGACUGGAGGAGCCGCCGGUCCCCAGGAGCAGCAGGACGCGGCUCCGCUGACGGGAGGAGCCGCCGGUCCCCAGGAGCAGCAGGACGCGGCUCCGCUGACGGGAGGAGCCGCCGGUCCCCAGGAGCAGGAGGAGGCGGCUCCGCUGACGGGAGGAGCUGCCGGUCCCCAGGAGCAGGACGCGGCUCCGUCCCGGCAGGAAUCGGCUGCUGGCGGACCGGAGAGCGGAGACACGCCGACCGACCCGUCCCGGCCGGCCGAGGACGCCGCACGGGAUGGACGGGGCAACCAGGGACAGAGCGGGGUCCUCACAGUCGCGACCGACGCGGGGGUGUCCACGUGCUAGAGGUGCUCUCAUGUAAGGAUAACGGUGGGGAAUACGGAGCUACCGCAAUCUUGUAAAUAGAAAGUGCAUUAUUUUAAAAGCGAGAUCCACCAGUUUUCAGUCCGACAGCUGGGUUUAAUCACUCAUCCUCCUUAGAGUUCCGCCCAUCAACCUGCACCUGACCCGCCCUCCGAAACUGCAGAGUUUUACCCAAGCUUUGUAUGAAUGAGGUUGUAUGAGUGGGGCUCGCUUAGUGGUACGAGUGCGUUUCAUUAGGUACGUCCGCCUCCAACUGGGGCUAUUCAUUUCAGCGUAAUAUGUUCAUAUUUAUAUCAACUGACUGCGGCCUCAUCGAGAAUAUUCAAUGUCAAACUUGGUUAUAUAACUCACCGCUGUAACAGCUGACUGAUCUGAAAUACACGUUUAGCUAAU